Messenger RNA from Seminavis robusta, 1461 nucleotides. NCBI's taxonomy places the organism in Eukaryota, Bacillariophyta, Bacillariophyceae, Naviculales, Naviculaceae. The record is from the annotation of a GenBank genome assembly.
UAUCUUGCGUGUCAGCUUCUUCUCCAAAACUCAGGUUCGUUUCUCGACAGCCUGCCUCUCAUUCAUCCCAUUCCUCUCGUGAAGCCUGACUGAUAGUAUACCCCUUGUCCAUUGCUGCUCUUACUCUGUCUCUCUACCUCAUUCACUAUCAUCUACAAUGGUCAAGUCCGUCAAGAAGGGAGGAAAGAAAGAGACCAAGUUGUCCAAGAAGGAAGACGACAAGACAAAGAACGACAAACCCCAACGAUGGGUUCUCGCGGACCUUCAGGACCACAAUGCCUUCUUUGACAGUUUGGUGGACAUGAUUCCCUCCAAGCUGUACAUUGCCGGCAACUCUGGCGACGACUACAAUCCCAAGUACUACAAGGGUCAACACAAGGAGAACCGCGAAGCUCGUAGAGCCCAGCAAAAGGCAUCCAAGCGUGCCAAGUAUGAUCCGUCGCAGUCCGAGUCCACGGUCCAAACCAAGAAGCGUCUCGAAGAAGAAAAGGAGGGAGACAAUGGUGUCAUGCCAGUGAUGCCUACCAAAGCCGACAAGAAGAACGGUGUGGUGGCCAACGGUGUCGUUGUAACGGACAACAAGUCCCGUAUUGAAGCCUUGCGGGCCAAGUUGCAUGCCAAGAUUGCCGAGAAGAGCAGCAAUCGUCCCACCGAUCCUUCCGUCGUCAGCAAACGUGCGGCUCGUCGAAGUGAGAAACAACGACGCAAGGAAGAAGCCAUGAAGAAGAAGAAAAGCGCGUCGAGCAAGGUCCACAACAAUGGCAAGAACGACAAGUAUACCAUGGCAGCAUCGACUUCUACUGGUGCCGAUCCGGCGCGAGACUUGGAACAGAUUGACUUUGGACGAUUGACUGGACUCAAUGCUGCCACUCCCAACUACAAAAACAACAAGGCGUUGGCCAAUUUGAGCACUGGAAAGAAUCUAGAAAAGAUACUGGCGGAUGCCGAAGAAAAACGACUCAAGUUGGAGGAACUCAAACGCAGCGACAAUCCAGAAGACAAGGAACAACUCACCAAGAUUCAAUGGUCGGACGCUCUCAAGGAGGCGUCUGGCGAACGUGUCAAGGAUGACCCGGCCAAGCUCAAGAACAAACUCAAACGAAAGGCGGCCAAAAAGGCAAAGUCCCAAAAGGCGUGGAAGAGUCGUUUGGAUCAGACACAACAAAAGAUGGAUGAACGUCAAAAGAUUCGGUCGCAUAAUUUGGACAAGCGAAAGAUGGGAGGCAAAGCUGGGUCUAAUCUGAGCAAGAAGCGCAUUGAAGAGGAAGCAACCACCAAGGGGCGACUCCGGCCUGGCUUUGAAGGAAAGUCGCACAGUUUCUUGAACGAAGGCAAGAAAAAGCCGACGCAGCAGUAGUGUCUACGUCUACUAGUUAGUGGGUCCUAUUGGUUUGUCUCGUUUCUCUUUUCAUAUUUGGUAUUAUCUAUCCUGUAUAAAAAUAUAGGAUUCUGGGUUUACUG